AUGAAUACCAAACGACCAAAACAUCCUAAAAGUAUUGAUUCACAAGAAAGACAAAAACGUAUUUUUGAUGAAUCGUUUUUUGAUAUUAUUCCUGAUAGUGAAGAAUAUGGUUAUGAUUCAAAUACACUGAAUCAACAAAUAAAUAAAUUAACACAUCAACAAAAUACAACACAAUAUAGGAGUAUGGAGGAAGAGAAUACUAAUAAUAUCAAAACUAGACAAUAUAUCAAAAUAUUUCUGAAACAUUCAUCAAAUUUAAACAAUUCACCAAAAUAUAAAAAUUUAAUUUAUGUAAAUAUUCCAUCAGGAAUAACUGAUUAUAAACAUGGUGAUAUGUUUUCUAAAAUUACUAAGGAAUUAGAAACAUACACUGGAGAGAAAAAUAAAGCAAAAAUUGCAGCAUUAAAAAAAGCACUUGGAAAUUAUCCAACAAUAUUGGGAACGAUUGAACCUUCUAUUGAUGAUUUAAACACAAAAAUUAUGAAUGGAUUAAAUGAAUUUUCAAAAUUAACAAAUAUGAAAGGAAAUGGAUUAUUUUAUUUAAUAGAUCCUAAGGGAGGAGUUAAUACUAUUGACCUUCUUAUUUCAAAUAUAAUUAUUACAAUACAAAGAAGAAUAAUUAUGAUGGAUGGUAAAGAAAAUGCAAAAGAUGAUAAAUUUAAAGUUGAAGAAUAUUAUGGAAAACCUGGAAAAAAGUUCAAAAAGAGUUUACUAUUGGACUUAAAGAUUCAAUUGAUGAUUUAA
Messenger RNA from Entamoeba dispar SAW760, 744 nucleotides. RefSeq lists its product as uncharacterized. The coding region runs from base 1 to 744 and encodes 247 amino acids. The transcript has a single exon. NCBI's taxonomy places the organism in Eukaryota, Evosea, Mastigamoebida, Endamoebidae. The record is from RefSeq and is a predicted model, not a curated record.